AUGAUCAAAGAGUGCGAGUACCACCAAGACGAACACCGCCAACUCAUCCGCCGCGUAUUCGCCGGAAUCCUCACCUUCGUUAUCCUUAUACUCCUCACAAUCUUCCUAAUCUGGAUCAUCCUCCGACCAACCAAACCACGUUUCCUCCUCCAAGAUGUAACCGUCUUCGCCUUCAACCUCACCUCCACCGGAGAAACACCAUCCAUAACCACACCAACACCAAACACCCUAACCCUCACAAUUCAAGUCACACUUACAUCCUUAAACCCAAACUCAAAAAUCGGCAUUUAUUAUAAUAAACUUGACGCUUACGCUUCCUAUAGAGGACAACAAAUCUCUCUUGCAACUGGUGUUCCAGAAACUUAUCAAGGUCACCGAGACAUCUCCGUUUGGUCGCCGAUAUUAUACGGUUCGGCUGUUCCGGUUUCGCCUUUCUUGUCGGAGAUUCUGCGGCAGGAUCUAACUUCAGGUGGAGUUUUACUUAACAUUAAAGUCAACGGGAGGGUUAAGUGGAAGGUUGGAACUUGGGUUUCUGGAAGGUACCAUAUUGAUGUGAACUGUCCGGCGUUUAUACGGGUUGCCGGCGAUAAAGGUAGUGACGGGUUUGGAGUUUCUGGUCCGGCGGUUAAGUUUCAGUUAUCACAAAGUUGUGUUGUUGAUGUUUAA
Molecule: messenger RNA, 666 nt
Organism: Vicia faba (fava bean)
Lineage: Eukaryota; Viridiplantae; Streptophyta; Magnoliopsida; Fabales; Fabaceae
Source: the annotation of a GenBank genome assembly